Messenger RNA from Pyrus x bretschneideri (Chinese white pear), 3438 nucleotides. RefSeq names its product dentin sialophosphoprotein-like. Lineage: Eukaryota; Viridiplantae; Streptophyta; Magnoliopsida; Rosales; Rosaceae. The record is from RefSeq and is a predicted model, not a curated record. The coding region runs from base 1 to 3225 and encodes 1074 amino acids. The transcript has 6 exons.
AUGGCCACUUGCAGUUGGGAGGGUAUUGAUAAGUCAUGGCUAGUGAAGCUGUCCGACACUGCUUUCGACAAUGAAGCUAGGGUAUAUAAUAUAUCAUAUCUCACUCUUCCAUCAUCUUUGUCCUAUGGUCAUAGACAUCUAUACCUGUGGUGUGCGGAUGUGUCGUAUGAUAACCCACUAGGGCAUGAGAGCCAUGGAGGAGUCCAUGUUUGCAGCAAAUGUGGGUGGCCCUUUCCUAACCCACACCCAAGUGCCAGGCACAGGCGUGCUCAUAAGAGGAUUUGUGGAACCAUUGAUGGCUACAAGUUGGUUGGCUUACAGGAGAACACCCAGUCAGAUGAUGAGCACUCCGAUGACGACCGCAAAACCCCAAGUUCGAAAGUCUUGGAAAGAAGUAACAACGAAAAGGGCAGUGGUCUCGUUGGGGGAGAAUCUGUCAGAUCAGAAGAUGCGGUGUUCUCAGAUGCAGUUGCAGAAUUUUUGGAUAGUGGAUCUGGUGCAGGAACCGGAGAAGGGUUAGAAGAUGUUUUGAAAUCAGCAACUAGUGUGGAAAGGGUUGCCAAGAAUGAUUUGAAUGCCAUCCAAUCCCCUAAUGAUGGGGAAAUCAAUGAGAAUACAACUAAUCAGCUGGGCUAUGCACCGGAGUCCCAGGGAUCUAUGUCAAUCACUAGCAUUGAUUCAAUGAAGAGUUCAGAGUCAGCUGUGCAGGAUGAUAGGAAUGGUUCUGAAGAUGACGUACACCCUAUUACAGAUGUAUCAGAAGAUAGCAAGAAGACCCAUGCUACUGACAGUGUGAUUGAGAGCUCUUUAACAUCCAUUUCACAGGAGGUGCAGGUGAAGGAAAUGGAAGCAAGUGAUCAAGAUAGAAACUUACCAUACGGUUUGGUCGCACCCAAUGAAGUUUCCAGUGAAACAGCUGAGGGUGCCUCUAAGUUAGAAAGAUCAGUUGAAGUGACUUCAGACUCUCUGCGAGAUAUUGAAGUUGUUCCAUCAGAGAAAGAGCGUAUUCAUGUGUUUGAUUUGGAUAUUCCCCAAGUUGGUCUUUCCCCUGAUGUUGAAUCUGUUGAACAUGCACAAGCUUCUGUUAAUACCGCAGAAAAUAAGGUGGAUACCACAGACGAGAUGCACUGUUUCAGUUCUGGUGGAUUAACUGAGAGUAGCAACUCGAAGGGUGAAGGGAGUGCAAACGUACAUGUGCUUUCUGUGCCUGAUGACCUACCAGUGGUAGACAAUGCUGCGGCAAUGCUUGAAGGUUUCAAAACCUACAAAGAAGAGAAACUAGACCAGCCCACUUUUCUGGACUCUUGGGAACAAUUUAAUGACGAGGAAAACGGUGUUAAAAAUCCUGUUUCAAAUGACAAUUCUCAAAUCUUCCAGUCAAGUAAUUUAAGUGGAGGCACUGUGGCCUCUUCAGAAAUGCAUGAUUUAGAAGCUAGCCAUGAACUGGAUGGAGGCAGCAGCAAGCCAAUGGUUAAAGAAGUGCCUUCUGAAGAAGCCAGUGUGUCUCAGAAUGAGAUCAAGACUACUGAAAACCAAGGUUCAGAUGAAAAAUCAACCCCUGCUGACAUUGUGAUGCCUCAGGUAGCUAAAAACUUGGUUGGCUUUCCUGAAGGACAGGUGACUUAUGAUAAUUACAAGUCGUUACAGGUGAACUUUCCAGAAAGUGAUACAAAUGUUGCAUCUGAUGCAAAAUCCUUGAGCAGUACUGGUAUAAAUCAAACAACACACUCUGUUGGUCUGGAUGAUAAUGAGAAAGAUGAAAAAUGUGAUUUGAGUGCGGAUCAUAGCAGCAAAGGACCCGUAGAAGGAAAUUUUAUUGACGAUGGUGAUCAUGAGACUGAAAAGUAUGCUAUAACUGGGGAUGAGUACAUUGAAGUAUCUAUGGAGAAGAUUGUUGCUGAGAACCCCAUUACUAGUUUGGAAAAUACCAGUUGUCUCUCCGAACUUCAAGUUAAUCCAACAGAUAUACAUAAUGGCGAUGACUCUGGUGAUCACGAUAAGGGUGAAACUGAAAAGAGCCCUAUAUCUGGAAAUAAAAGUAGGGGAGGAUCUAUUGAGGAGAAUCUUUUGGCGAAGCCAAAACUGAACGUGGACAGCAGUUCAAAUUCUAGCAGAGCUGACCUCAAUGUAGUUUCAGAUACAAAGAAAAGUGUGAUGGAAAGUGAGAUUGAUUGUAAUGACAAGGUCCAGCUAGAAGUUGGGGGCAGCACUGCUGCUGGGUCAGAACAUGGUCCCAAUGUUGAAUCGUCACAGAAGAGUUUAAUGGACUGUGGAACGAAAGAAGUGGGUCUGUCCUCUUUAGAUACUGAAUCUUCUGUUCCAAAUCUGUCCUCUUUAGCUACUGAAUCUUCUGUUCCAAGUUUCACCGUUGCUGAAGAUAACUGCUCCGGAGAGCUCCUUGGGGUUUCUUCUGGGUUGACUUCUCAAUCUUUGCAGGAAGAGAGUGAUAAACUUGUUGAGCAACAGACAAAUUCGUCUGCACUUGAUGUUGUUGACUCGAAUAGCCAAACUGACAGCCUCGAAGGCAACUGGGGAUCUGUUUCAGUUUAUUCUAUCCAGUCAGAGGCACAAGCUGUUCUUGAUGCUGAAGCUGUACCACUUACAGAUCCCCAAGCUUCAUUGGAAAAGAAGGCGAAACUUGCAUCUGAGAGGCAAUACUCUGACAAAUCUGAUACGUUUGAGGCACCGUCUUUCAUGACAUUGGUUGAACCUGGAGGCGUUGAUAAUCAAAAGGCUACUGGUGCUGAAAUCAAGACAGCACAGAACCUGGAACAGCCAAAACCUGCACCUUUGCAGGCUGGGUGGUUUCCUUCUAUUACUCAUGUUGUGAACGAAUCACCAGGGAGAAGGAAGAAUGAAGAGAUCAUCGCCAAGGUUACAAACUGGAGCACUGCGAAGCAACACACUCCUUUGAAAAACCUUUUGGGUGAGGCCUACCUAGAGAACAAAGCCAAGUCACCGAACCAAAAAGAAAGUCAAGCCCCUACGCUUCAGAAAGAUGAUAAAGCAGUGACGGGGAAGGACAAUGGUCGUCUAACAACGACAGUGAACUCAAUUCUGGCUCCCGAAUCACCAACAGGUCAGGCAUCUAGGAAAGACAAUGCAAAAGAAUGGAACUCUCCGGCAAGGUACCCUCCAGAGAUCAAGAUUGAAAAGCAGAAAGCCAAGGGGAGACCGUACUGGGCACAAUUUUUAUGCUGCUCAUCUGCGCAUCAGCAUCCGUAGCGUCUCAGUUCAGAAAUUUGGAAGUGAAGUUUUCAAUUAUUGAUGCACAUAUUGUCUGUGUGUUAGCUCUAAGUGUUUACUUCUACCGACUUAGGUGCAUAUUGUCAGUAUGGUUAUUUGAGUCUGGGAUUUUUAGUAGGCUUUGGUACUGUAUUUUACGCGACGGUUCAAAGUUAGUCGAUGUUUGAUAUGGGACGAAAUUUCAGAGCUAAA